Psilocybe cubensis is the source of this 804-nucleotide messenger RNA. RefSeq lists its product as uncharacterized. The coding region runs from base 1 to 804 and encodes 267 amino acids. NCBI's taxonomy places the organism in Eukaryota, Fungi, Basidiomycota, Agaricomycetes, Agaricales, Agrocybaceae. The transcript is spliced from 9 exons. The record is from RefSeq and is a predicted model, not a curated record.
AUGAAGCCAGAUGCCAUUGUGACCGUAAGCGCCCGUGCCCGAAUACAGGGGGUCCUGCUCUCGACCCCAGUCCAGUUCUUCAUUGCAUGGCGGAUUAAAGUCGUCAGUCAAUCGACUAUUAUGCCAGCCAUCAUAGUGUUCUUCGGAAUAUGUUCCUUUAUUGGCGGAGUAGCGGUGUUUGUGAUGACGGUACAGAUCAGCGAACGCAUGAACCUCACCGUCGUCGAGCCGGCGCUCAUCGUGUGGCUUGGGAGCUCAGCCGUGGCGGACGCGCUUAUCACACUUUCUCUGUCCAUGUCUCUGUUUCUCCGCACAUGGUUUGGGUUGUGGAGGGAUACUGCAAGAUUGCUGAAUGCUACGGGGACCAUCACCACCAUAUUCGCCUUGGCAGAUUUUAUCGUGUUCCUCCUUCUUCCGGCAACAAACAUCAAUUUCGUCUUCGACUUUACGCUGUGCAAGCUAUACACCAAUUCUCUACUGUCAACCCUAAACUCGCGCGACCCACAAGUACACACCGGCAACUCAGCGAGCGUGGGAACCGACGCCGCGCGUAGCAUCACCCAGAACGAUGCGAACCUGCUUUUCGGGCGGCUCACGAAAAGGCUCACAGCCGUCGUCACGCCAGGCAAGAUCAUCCGCCCGUCUUACAUUGCAGCUGCAGGAGCUAGCUCGAGUGAUAGGAAGAACACUGCUAUACACGAGGUAAUAGAGCUAGAUACCAAAGACCAUGCUCGGCGCAGUCAGAACGGAAAGUCAGGUUUGGAGGUCCACGUACACAAAGUGGUUGGCAGCACGCUGGUGUAG